This is a messenger RNA of Megalops cyprinoides (Indo-Pacific tarpon), 5502 nucleotides long. RefSeq names its product doublecortin domain-containing protein 1-like. The record is from RefSeq and is a predicted model, not a curated record. Gene Ontology annotation, biological process: regulation of mitotic cytokinesis; intracellular signal transduction. Lineage: Eukaryota; Metazoa; Chordata; Actinopteri; Elopiformes; Megalopidae. Bases 1 to 5427 code for a protein of 1808 amino acids. The transcript has 40 exons. Gene Ontology annotation, molecular function: microtubule binding.
AUGGCAGGAGAGAGGAGGCCAGCUAGCACCAGCACCCCGAGCAGUGGAACCUCUGGACGGAGCCAGAGAAGCGGCUGGACACGGUCUUCUCUCAGGUCUAGUUUGGAGGAGGCCCUGAUACAGGAGUACAGCAACCGCUUCAGUGCCAGCUCCCGCUCACCCUCUUACUCUCAUCUGCCCAGCAGCCCGCUUGUGCUCCUGGAGCUUCCCCAAGACAGAAAGCAGCAACUAUGCCUCUUCCCAGCUCUGACAGCCGCGUACCAUAGAGAGGAAGGAAGGGGUGAGGAGCGACUGACCGACAGCAGUCUGGCUGGGAGCCAUUACAGAGGUUGCACCCCUGCCAGACGCUAUUAUUUGCAGGGUGAAUUCACGACCGAUGGGAGGCCCGCCAAGGGCCCCAAGAACAAGGACUCCAAGAAGAGACAAUCAGCUUGUGUGACCCCUGACCCCAGCUCACGUUCCUCCAUAUCAACAAGGAGGGAAGGAGGAAGGAGACCUCAAAGUGCACCUGCCCCUCAUAUCAGAAGCUUGCAGCAGUCCUCCCAAAUGGUGCCAGUCUUCAAGCGUAACAUGGCGAUUAUCAGAGUGAUUGCCCACAAGAACGGGUCAAGACAGACCUUUGCCAGAAUCACUGCCUCCAACAUAACAAUGUUGCUGGAGGAGUGCACCUCCAAACUCAAGCUCAUAUCAGCUGCUCGUCGGAUUUUCCUGGAAGAUGGCAAAGAAGUUUCCAAAGCAGAGGACAUCCCCAAAGAUGGGGAUGUGUACAUAUCCAGCGGGGAAGCCUUUGUGGAUCCACACAAGCAGGUAAAAGCCCAUCUGUCACUGAGCAAAGAAGCGAACUGGACGGUGGGCGGCGUCACACUCCCCGCCAACCAUGGGCGGGGCCGCCAAUGGGUCACCCUUUCCCAAAGACUCAGAGGCCUCAGCCAGGCCACACCCACCCUUCGAGUCCUGGCAUUCAGGAAUGGAACCGGGAGUGAGGGCUGUGAAGUUGCCGCCACCGUAGGACACAUGGAACAGUUUCUAGACCUGUGCACACAGAAGCUACAGCUCACCUCACGGGCCAAGCUGCUGUAUGACUGGGAUGGCAAUCGUGUGGAGGACAUCAGUCUUGUUUUCCCCUUGGACAGCUGCCUGCAGAGCUCCAUCACAUCCCUGCGGGGGCCGGUCUGGGUGUCCCGGGGUGAGUGGUUCAGUCCAGCAGGAGCAAAGUUCUACAUCCAGGGAGUCCUGUGGGCCUUGCGUGGGAGGCUGCAGUCUAUUGGAGAAUACCUGAGGCAGCUGGAUCUGGCUGUGGAUAACAGCCCUGAGAAAGUCACCAAGAAAGAGAUCCUCUCAUUGACUGUGGGACAGUUGCAUGAACGCAAAGAAAAGCUGCAGAGGCAGGUUGGGGAGCUGCGGGCCACCAUCAGGAAGUACCGGGGUCAGCUCUCUGUGCUGGCCCCACAGAUUAGGGCAGAGGAGGACCGUCCUGGCGGAUACGUGUCUCAGCAUGUCCAGCCCCUAUCCCGUGGACCGCCACUGCCACAGGGACUGCAGCUGAAGGUGUUUGUGAAUGGCCAGGACACAGGAGAAACACUGGUGUUCAUCAGGAGGGGAGAGCUGGACAAAGGCUGUGAGGAAGACAUGCAACUCCAGAUGGAGAGGCUUCUACAGGCGAUUCAUCAAAGGCUCCAGUCCCGUCCGGGUCACAGCCCCUCGGGCCCCCGCAUCGUCCCCUCAUGUCUGUUUGAUGAGAGAGGCGAGGUGAUCUCCAGCCCGGCUGCCCUCUGCAAUGAGCAGAGUGUUUGGGUGUCGUACGGAGAAGGGUACCGACCCCCCCAUGAAGCUGUGCUCAGCCUGGCGUUUGAAAGGGUCAUAGCGGCAGGGGAUGGAGAUUACAGGGCCCUCUUCCGAGCACCCCUGGAUCCAGACGCAGAUUUACCAGCCGGAUUCAGAAAAUGGGAAGCUUGCGAAGGAUUCCCGUUAAACUGUGUCUCCAGCUCACCCGGGAACACCAGUCUGCCAAGCACUGUGGACCCUGAUGCCCAUUUCAUCCAGUUCAAGACUGAUCCUCAGGUGGUUCUGUUCCCCUCGGCCACUGUGGUGAACCGGAGCAGAACCACCAGGCCCAAACCAGGAGGCGAAAAAGUUCAGGGAGUGGGUGGUUCACUAGGGUGGCCUCUGUCACAUGUGUGGAUCUUCACUAAGUUGGGGUUGAUCCUGAGCCGGGCCCUACCGCAGCUCUGCCUGGCGGUCUCCCCACAGCCUUUCACACUCAGGGACAGCAUCCCCAAUGGCAAUCCUGUGGAGGGCCACAUGCUGAAUGUACAGAAAAGGGUCACAUGUUGUCCAUACCAGGAGUGGGGUUUUGGAAAAGAUGGCUGUAUCUUCCCAAAGGCCCACCCCGAGUUCGUUCUGACCUACCUGGAGGAUCUGCCGGAGAGCAAGCAGGAGACCCAAACCCACCAUGCGGCACAGGCAGUGGGAAAGCAAGAUGGCAGUGUGGCCCCAAAGGUUUCUGGAUACAGUGUCAGUGACACCAAUCAAAAUCCAACAGCAGGACCCAUACAUACCCUCAUGGGGCUGGCAGGGGCCCGCGGGGACACAGCACAGCUGACAGUGGCACUUCUGAGGAGACGCAAAGAUAAACUCCCCCAGGCUUCAGCUCAAAGAUGGGCAAUCAGACAUGAGGGGAUCAGCAGAAUGGGACAGUGGAAGCACUCCAAGGUGGAGAACCCACUGUGGAACAAGCUCACCUACAUGUGGCCCACGUUACCUGAUGGGAAGCUCAACCAGGACCUGACCUGGCCUCUGGAGGGUGCUCUGGUUCCCUGUGCCCCCCCGCUUACAGACAGGUCCAGCAGGAGGCCCCAAGAUCAUGUGCCAGUGCGACUGAGGGUGGUGCGGAACGGGCAACAGGGUGGGCAUCCUCAGGCUGUAACUGUCACUUCACCUGACAUCACCAACAUGCUCAAAUCACGGUGCACUGAGUCACUGGAGCUGCCUCUUGCUGCUCGGAGGCUGUUUGAUGAAGAUGGAAAGGAAAUAUUUCUUCUCAAAGACCUGCAGAGGGACCAGUUGGUGUAUGUGUCAUGUGGAGAGCAGUGGGUGAACCCCCGGGUCUGCCAGGCCAACAAGGAGAGGCGACUCCUUUUGAACAGCUUGGAGUGGGAUGUGUCUCUGGUCCGACACUACUGCGCUAUGCGAGGCCACCAAGAUCUGGUUCUGGAGGUGGUGGGAGAGCUGAAGGAGGGGGCCCGGCUCACAGUGGCAGAAUUCUGUAUGGCAUUGGAGGAACAGAGUAAGGAGGAGUGUCUAGAUCCAACUAACCAGGAGGACACGGGCGAUAGGAAUGACCUCCUCAAUGUCAUAAUAGAAGAUUCCCACUCUAAAGCACACCGCAAACUGGAUGAGAAGCAUUCGCCUUUCAGAUACCCAUGGCAAGAGGACUUAGGGUAUCCUGAAGAUUAUGGCAUUCAGAAUGACAACAGAGAAGGCUUUACCAGCAUGGACCUGAGCAACAAGCAUAGGCGAGAGGGGGCCUCACAGGCUGACCGACAGCAGUUUGAGUAUAGGGAGGGGCAGAUUGUGAACUGCAGGUGUCCCUGGCUGGUUCUGGGGGUGAGGGCGACAGAGGGAGCACAAGCUGGGAUGGCCCUGCAGUUGCUGCAGCAAAAUCCAGACGACACCAACCAGCGUUGGGUGCUGAAAGAAAAGGAAUGGACUUUUCAUCUACUGGCUAACCCAGGCCUGGUGCUAGCCGUCUCCAUGCCAAAGAUUGCACCUGGACAAACAGGCAGACUGGUUCCUGUCCCUGGCUGCCCUGUCAUUCUGCAGAAGUACAGGCCAUACAGCUAUGGAGCAGCCAAUCAGAAGUGGGGCUGGCUGCUGCAAGCCAGGGUGCUGAGCGCCUUCUACACCACAGAGUUGGACCAGGGAGUGACAGCUGCCAUCCAUGCCUCACUCUGUACCACCUGUGUGUCCCCUGAGCCCUUGCACCAGCAGGAGCUUCCAAAUGACUCCACCUUCCGCUGCUCCACGGCUCGCAAGGACAGCACACUGAGCCCCAAUGGACCCUUCAAGAGCCUCACUGUCCUGCAGACAGAUCUCAGUGCAUCUGCAGCAGAGAGUACGCUGUGCAGUCUGGAGGAGCGUCUGGACUCUUUGAGGAGGGAGACGCAGCCCCGUGAGACCACCACAGCCCGCGCUCAGCCAGCUGUGAAGAUUCUGGCCCGCAGGAACGGGAGGGGACUGGAGGAGGGCCAGCUGAUCACCGCAGUGAAGAUGCCCCUGCUGCUGUCUCAGUGCACCACCAAGCUGCAGCUGCCCCGGGCAGCCUGUCGACUCUACACCUCAGACGGCAUGCAGAUCCUCACCAUGCAGCAACUGAAGGCCUGGGCCAUCAACAAGUGCCUCCAGGAGCACUGCACAAAUGCAGACACAGAUGUAGAUACAGACAAAGACAUAGAUGCAGAUACAGACAAAGUUGCCCAGCCCACUGCCCACUCGAGCACAGACACAGGAGGCCAGCCAGGCUCUGGGGUGGCAAGAACAGUGUGCCCCGAGAGUGAGCUCCUGCCCCAGGUGACCACAGAGGACCUGGAUGCCAUGGACAAGACCCUAGUGGCUCUCAUCCUAAGGACCCCCAUCGAUGUUUGGGUAUCCUGUGGGGAGCCCUUUCUCCCAGUCGAUGUUGUCCACAGAAAACAGAGGCAACAGUGGAAGAACUGGCAGCAGAAGGAGAAACUGCUAGCAGACCUGGCGAUAAAGAGACACAGAAUGAGGCAUAUGCAAGGCCGAAGGAUCUCUGGGCAGAGCCCAGCCAGGAUGGUCCCCACCAAGAGCCCAGCUAAGCCUGUAGUGGUGGAGGGGGGCUGGACGGUGGUCAGCCAGGAGGAGGUGAAGCUGAUGGAGGACCUGCAGAACAUGGAGGUGCACCUUGCUGAAGUGGAGGCCAUGCAGGCAAAGAAUUACAAACCCAUCCGGAAGAAGCUCUCCAAGAGUCUGACCAAUUUAUACAACCAGCCUGAUGUCAAAAGAGUGCUGAUGUACUGCAAUGGAGACCAGAAGCAAGCGGUGUAUGUCUGGGGACAAAACAUUGAAGAGCUCUUGAGUAACAGCACCUCCAGACUGAGGCUGGCCCAGCCCGCUUCUCAGCUGUACACAACGGACGGGGAGCCUCUCCUCGCCUGGGCUGACAUCGAGAGGGACAUGCUGAUCUGCGUGUCUACAGGAGAGCCCUUCCUGACUGCUAAAGAUUGCAAGGAGAGGGUUGAGAUGAGAGCCAGUUACGUACGAAUGAAGAAGGCCCACGGUCCAGAUGGCAUCAGGCAGGAGAUGGAGCCGAAGGAGGGUCCCCUGGUGAAAGCCCCCAGCAGAUGUCUUGCCCUUCCCUGGACCACAGAGGCAGAAAAUCAGAAACCAAUACCUGGGAAACAGUAAAAAGGCCAGCAUCCCUGUAAGAAGCGGAUUCAUUUUUUUGUUGGAUUUGUUUGGAGAAGGUGUUUUUGCCACAAA